AACAGAGCAUUUCCCCUUUCGUCUUCUUCAUCGUCUUCGCCAAGACCUUCUCUCUCUCUCUCUUCUCCGUUUCUGCAUCCAUUAGAUCGCAGGAAUUUUUGGGUUCCUGGGAUUGUGAGAAUCUAGCUGGGAUAAGAUCGAAUAUUGGCGAUUUUCUUAUUGUUGUUUCGAUGGAUUGCUGAGGCAGCCGGAGUUAGACGAACCAGAUACAAACAAUGUUGUGCUGUGGAGGCGCCGAUGAGGAAAACUAUGGCCAAACUCCGAAUCAAUCUACGGCCCCGCCCAGAGCAGGCAAUACAAAUGCAGCCGCAGAGAGAGGGGAGCCCAGACCUUCCAACAUGGCCGCCAGAGGCGGAGCCCCACAGAAAGCCUUGCCCAUCGAAACACCGGCAAUGUCCCUCGACGAGCUGAACAGACUGACAGGGAAUUUUGGGCAGAAGUCCCUGAUAGGAGAAGGCUCCUAUGGGCGGGUGUUCCUGGCCAAGUUGAGCAGCGGUGAGCAAGCGGCUAUUAAGAAGUUAGACACCAGCGCUUCUCAAGAACCCGACUCCGAUUUCACAGCCCAGCUGUCAGUAGUUUCGAGACUCAAGCAUGAGAACUUUGUGGAGUUGAUGGGGUAUUGCUUGGAGGCUAAUAACCGAAUCUUGGUAUACCAGUUCGCAACCAAGGGCUCGUUACAUGAUAUAUUGCACGGUAGGAAAGGAGUGCAAGGAGCCGAGCCAGGUCCGGUUCUUAGUUGGAAUCAGAGAGUUAAGAUAGCUUAUGGGGCGGCUCGAGGCCUCGAGUACCUGCACGAGAAAGUUCAACCACCAAUCGUUCAUCGGGAUGUGAGAUCGAGCAACGUGCUAAUCUUUGAUGAUUUCCUAGCAAAGAUUGCCGAUUUUAACUUGUCGAAUCAGUCCUCAGACACUGCAGCAAGGCUGCAUUCUACAAGAGUCUUGGGAACUUUCGGAUACCAUGCUCCGGAGUAUGCCAUGACGGGACAAAUUACACAGAAGAGUGAUGUUUACAGUUUCGGGGUCGUCCUUUUGGAGCUCCUCACUGGUAGAAAGCCCGUAGACCAUACGAUGCCGAAGGGGCAGCAGAGUCUUGUUACUUGGGCAACUCCAAGGCUGAGCGAGGACAAAGUGAAACAAUGUGUCGAUCCGAAGCUAAACAACGAUUACCCGCCAAAAGCAAUUGCCAAGCUAGCAGCAGUGGCGGCACUCUGCGUCCAGUAUGAGGCCGACUUCAGGCCUAACAUGACGAUCGUCGUGAAAGCUCUGCAGCCCCUCCUGAACUCGAAACCAGGAGGAGCAGAAUCUCAAACUUAGCGUCAUUCACCUUUGUUCGAAUUCAAAAAAGGACGAUUGAUUGUUCCUGAGAUUGUAUUCUACAGCUUGCAGCUCAUCGUUUCUUUCUUGUACUUCUAUUUUUUAUUUUCCUCCUUCGCGUAACGGCUAGGACAUUAUUCAUUACGGUGAGCUGUUAUUUUAAGACGUUUUGUAGAAUGAAUCCCGCGAGAAAAACAUAUGAACGGAACAUGUUAUGAGGAUGUUCUUCGGAGUUGCUCCAGUAAUAGGUCGAACUCUUGGGUCGAGCGCUGUGUAAUUUAAUUGAUGUGUAUCUCCGAAGUUUAAAUCGUUAU
This is a messenger RNA of Punica granatum (pomegranate), 1627 nucleotides long. The record is from RefSeq and is a predicted model, not a curated record. Lineage: Eukaryota; Viridiplantae; Streptophyta; Magnoliopsida; Myrtales; Lythraceae.